AAAAGAAGACUAUAAGUAGGCCUCUUCAUGCAAGGUGGUGAUCCUCGCACUACAAUUGCAUUCUAUAAACAAUUUAAUUCCUUAAAAAUUCCCCAAAACAUUUUCUCCACUUUUCAGUUUUCCUUGAGAAUUGUCAAUCUUGUGUCCAUAACUCCUUGCGAGUCAGUUGGUCACAAUAGUCUUUCCAUCUCUCUGCCUUAGUUUUCAUCACAUUCUUUAGUUUUGCGGUUUUCAAUUGAGCUGAGCAGCAGCAUGUCGACCACCCUGCAUGCGAAACUUGGGUGCAUUGAAAUUGCGUUGCUUUUUGCUGUUCCAAAAAACACUCUUACCAAACACCAAAGAAAAUGGCAUUCUGCUUUUGCAACAAUCUACUGCUCCAGAGCCUUCAACCUUUCUUCUCCAUCCAAACCCAAAUUCACAAACACCAAAAUACCUCGCUCUCCCUCUUAUGCCACUCUUACUGUCGAGCCAGAUAAUGAGUUUGAAAUUGAUCAAACCACCCUCACUUACCUUGUCAAGGAGAGAAGCCUCAACCAGCUCCGGGAGCUGGGAGGGGCUGAAGAAAUAGCAUCAGCUCUCAAAACUGAUGCAGAGCAUGGAAUCCAUGGCUAUGGUGAGGCUCAAGACAUUGCCAAAAGAGUUGAAGCCUUUGGCUCAAACACAUACAUGAAGCCACCAGCAAAAGGGUUCUUCCAUUUUGUUUGGGAAGCUUUUAAAGACCUCACAAUUAUCAUCCUCUUAGGCUGUGCUGCACUCUCUCUUGGUCUCGGGAUCAAAGUGCAUGGCCUUAAAGAAGGCUGGAUCGAUGGUGGAAGCAUACUUAUCGCAAUCAUUCUGGUGAUUUCUGUGUCGGCUGUAAGUAAUUACAGGCAGAACAGGCAGUUUGAUAAGUUAUCAAAAGUCAGCGACAACGUCCAAAUUGAAGCUGUGAGAGGUGGCAGGCGCCAACAGAUUUCAAUAUUCGAUAUUGUUGUUGGCGAUGUCAUUUGCUUGAAGAUUGGAGAUCAAGUUCCAGCUGACGGGUUGUUUCUUGAUGGCCAUUCAUUACAAGUAGAUGAAUCAAGCAUGACGGGGGAAAGUGACCAUGUGGAAAUAAAUCAAACCCAAAAUCCGUUCUUGUUCUCUGGCACCAAGGUGGCUGAUGGCUACGCUCGGAUGCUUGUAACUUCUGUGGGCAUGAACACAACUUGGGGUGAAAUGAUGAGCCAAAUCAGCCGUGACACAAAUGAACAGACGCCUUUACAAGCUCGCCUCAACAAGCUAACUUCAUCAAUUGGUAAAGUUGGGUUGGUUGUUGCUUUUCUAGUGCUCAUUGUCUUGUCAGUUAGAUACUUCACAGGAAAUACACAGGAUGAGAAUGGAAAUCAGGAGUAUAAUGGCAGCAAGACCAAAGUUGAUGACAUAUUAAACGCGGUCGUUGAGAUUGUAGCAGCUGCAGUUACAAUUGUUGUGGUGGCAAUUCCAGAAGGCUUGCCUCUAGCUGUGACUCUGACUCUUGCUUAUUCCAUGAAGAGAAUGAUGGUUGAUAAAGCAAUGGUGAGGAAGCUCUCUGCUUGUGAGACCAUGGGCUCUGCUACCGUCAUUUGUACUGACAAAACAGGCACUCUCACCAUGAAUGAAAUGAAGGUGACUAAGUUUUGGUUGGGUGAAGAACCCGUGGCAGAGGAAGCUUUUUCAUCUAUAUCUCCAUAUGUUCUUAAUUUGAUCCAAGAAGGGGUUGCUCUGAAUACAACUGGUAGUGUAUACAGGCCUAGUUCCGAUUCAGAAAUUGAAAUCUCAGGCAGUCCUACUGAGAAGGCUAUUCUUUCAUGGGCGGUACAUGGAUCGAAGAUGGAUAUGCAGAAAGUGGUGAAGAGUUGUAGCAUUCUGUACGUUGAGGCCUUCAAUUCACAGAAGAAACGAAGUGGGGUUUUGAUGAAGAGGAAGGCUGACAACAAUACAAGUCAAGCACAUUGGAAAGGAGCUGCUGAGAUGAUACUAGCAAUGUGCACAAGUUACUACAAUGCCUCUGGACUUGUUAUAAAUAUGGAUGACAAUGCAAAAAUGAGAUUUGAGCAGAUUAUUCAAGGUAUGGCAGCUAGCAGCCUCAGAUGCAUUGCAUUUGCGCAUAAAGAAAUUCCAGCAGAGGAGCAAGUGGAUGAACGAGACCACAAAGCUUUGCUAAAAGAAGAUGGAUUGACUCUAUUAGGACUUGUUGGUCUUAAAGAUCCAUGCCGUCCCGGGGUGAAGAAAGCAGUUGGAGACUGUCAAUAUGCAGGGGUAAAUGUCAAAAUGAUCACAGGUGACAAUGUUUUCACUGCAAAAGCCAUAGCCGCAGAAUGUGGGAUACUCAAGCCUAAUCAGGACAUGUUCAGUGGAGCAGUGGUAGAAGGUGUGCAAUUUCGCAACUACACGCCGGAAGAGAGAAUGUUGAAGGUGGACAAAAUCUGUGUAAUGGCAAGGUCGUCUCCAUUUGACAAGCUUCUAAUGGUGAAAUGCUUGAAACAGAAAGGCCAUGUGGUUGCAGUGACAGGUGACGGCACGAAUGAUGCACCUGCUUUGAAAGAAGCUGAUAUAGGACUUUCCAUGGGAAUUCAAGGCACAGAAGUCGCCAAAGAGAGCUCAGAUAUUGUGAUCAUGGAUGACAACUUUGCAUCAGUGGCCACAGUUUUGAAAUGGGGAAGAAGUGUUUACAAUAACAUCCAGAAGUUCAUCCAAUUCCAGCUCACUGUCAAUGUUGCAGCUCUUGUGAUCAACUUUGUAGCAGCAGUUUCUGCAGGUGAAGUCCCAUUAACAGCAGUUCAAUUGUUGUGGGUGAAUUUGAUCAUGGACACACUAGGUGCUCUUGCUCUUGCCACUGAGAAGCCCACAAAAGAACUCAUGGAGAAGAAACCAGUGGGAAGGACUGAGCCUCUCAUCACCAACAUCAUGUGGAGGAACCUCUUGCCUCAAGCACUGUACCAGAUUGCAAUCCUCCUGACCCUGCAAUUCAGAGGCAAAUCAAUCUUUGGCGUGGAUGACAAGGUAAAGGACACCUUGAUCUUCAACACGUUUGUGCUGUGCCAGGUGUUCAAUGAGUUCAAUGCAAGGAAGCUUGAGAAGAAGAAUGUGUUCAAGGGAAUUCACACCAACAAAUUGUUUCUGGGGAUCAUUGCAGUGACAAUUCUGCUUCAGGUGGUGAUGGUGGAAUUUCUCAAGAAGUUUGCAGAUACAGAGAGGUUGAAUUGGGGGCAAUGGGGUGCAUGUAUUGGAAUUGCAGCUGUUUCUUGGCCAAUUGGUUGGGUCGUCAAGUCUAUACCUGUACCAGAGAAACCCAUUUUCAGCUAUCUGAAGAUGACAAAACAUAAGAAGAACUCCAUUUGAAGUAUUUUGAAGGAAUCCCCCCAGGCUGGAUGCAUCAGGCAUGGUUUGCAUUCUUUUAUUUGAUAAUUUAUUGGAUUCUUUUAUUAUUCUAAAAUAUUGUUAUUAAAACUUUUAGUAUUUGCAACAUUGUUUUUGUAUGUAAGUAGAUUCAGCAUAUAAUAAUGUAAGUUAAUCUUCAGAUUUUCCUAUUUUAAUACACAACUUUAAUAAAUUAGUUUUACUA
Messenger RNA from Prunus persica (peach), 3565 nucleotides. RefSeq names its product putative calcium-transporting ATPase 13, plasma membrane-type. The coding region runs from base 253 to 3342 and encodes 1029 amino acids. The transcript has a single exon. Gene Ontology annotation, cellular component: intracellular membrane-bounded organelle; membrane. Gene Ontology annotation, biological process: calcium ion transmembrane transport. The record is from RefSeq and is a predicted model, not a curated record. Gene Ontology annotation, molecular function: ATP binding; ATP hydrolysis activity; P-type calcium transporter activity. Lineage: Eukaryota; Viridiplantae; Streptophyta; Magnoliopsida; Rosales; Rosaceae.